CGGGCCCGGUCCCCAGCGCUCCGCCCCUGAGCCAGGCGUCGGCGCGGCUGCUAGCUCACUUGCUAACUCGCUCGGGCUUCAGACGCCGGCGGAGCUGAGACCUCGCGGCGCGCGCGGAGCCUGGGUCUGGACGGCGGGCGCUGCUGGCUUUGCAGUUUCCAGUGGUGAGAGCCAGAAUGGAAGUUCACUUGGCACAAUACGAUUUUGUACUCUGAGGACCACUGGAAUGUCUAGAUAGACUCUUUAACCUUAAAAAAAUGUGAGCCCUAGGGUCCGGGGAUUUAGCUCAGUGGUUUUGCCGCCUGCUGCGCAAGCGCAAGGAACCGAGUUUGAUCGCUGGUACCAAAAGAAAAAAAAAAUGAAAAGGCUCAUGUUUGAAAGUAGAGGACGGAUUGCUGGGGAAAGUAAGUAAUCCACUUAACCAAAGCAGCAAUGUCAGCUUAUUUAUAGGAAUUGCUUCAAGUCAGAGUCAUGGUGGAUGUAGGAAAGUGGCCAAUCUUUACUCUGCUCUCACCUCAAGAAAUUGCGUCUAUUAGGAAAGCAUGUGUCUUUGGCACCUCAGCCAAUGAAGCGCUUUAUGUCACUGACAAUGAUGAGGUCUUUGUGUUUGGACUGAAUUAUAGUAACUGCCUAGGAACUGGAGAUAACCAGAGUACACUUGUACCUAAGAAGCUAGAAGCCUUAUGUGGAAAGAAGAUUAAAAGCCUUAGUUAUGGGAGUGGCCCCCAUGUUCUUCUCAGCACUGAAGAAGGAGUUGUCUAUGCCUGGGGCCACAAUGGAUACAGCCAGCUGGGAAAUGGAACGACCAACCAAGGCAUUGCCCCGAUCCAAGUCUGUACCAAUCUCUUGAUCAAGCAGGUUGUUGAAGUAGCAUGUGGCUCACAUCAUUCAAUGGCCCUGGCAGCUGAUGGAGAGGUAUUUGCUUGGGGUUAUAACAACUGUGGCCAGGUGGGAUCAGGAUCUACAGCAAAUCAACCAACUCCUCGAAAGGUUACCAACUGCUUACAUAUUAAGAGGGUGGUUGGCAUUGCCUGCGGUCAGACCUCGUCCAUGGCUGUUCUGGACAAUGGUGAGGUCUAUGGCUGGGGCUACAAUGGCAAUGGCCAGCUGGGUUUGGGAAACAAUGGCAACCAACUAACCCCUGUGAGAGUGGCAGCUUUGCACAGCGUGUGUGUGAAUCAGAUUGUCUGCGGCUAUGCACAUACUCUAGCACUAACAGAUGAGGGCUUGCUCUAUGCCUGGGGAGCUAACACAUAUGGGCAGCUGGGAACUGGCAAUAAAAAUAACCUGCUAAGCCCAGCACACAUCAUGGUGGAGAAAGAAAGGGUGGUAGAGAUUGCAGCCUGUCACUCCACCCACACAUCUGCUGCCAAGACCCAGGGUGGGCACGUGUACAUGUGGGGCCAGUGCCGGGGCCAGUCAGUGAUCCUCCCUCACCUCACCCACUUCUCCUGCACCGACGACGUGUUUGCCUGCUUCGCCACUCCUGCUGUCUCAUGGCGCCUUUUGUCUGUAGAGCAUGAAGACUUUUUAACAGUUGCAGAGUCACUGAAGAAAGAAUUUGAUAGUCCAGAAACUGCUGAUCUGAAGUUUCGAAUUGAUGGGAAAUAUGUUCAUGUCCAUAAAGCUGUUUUGAAAAUCAGGUGUGAGCACUUUCGAUCCAUGUUCCAGUCUUACUGGAAUGAGGACAUGAAAGAGGUGAUAGAAAUAGACCAGUUUUCUUACCCUGUGUAUCGUGCCUUUCUCCAGUACCUCUACACAGACACAGUGGAUCUGCCGCCUGAAGAUGCUAUAGGUCUUUUGGAUUUGGCGACAUCUUACUGUGAAAACAGACUGAAAAAACUUUGUCAGCACAUUAUCAAGCGUGGAAUUACUGUGGAGAAUGCAUUUUCAUUAUUCUCUGCUGCAGUCAGAUAUGAUGCAGAGGAUUUAGAAGAAUUCUGCUUUAAGUUUUGCAUCAAUCAUUUGACAGAAGUUACACAGACUGCAGCAUUUUGGCAAAUGGAUGGGCCUCUGCUAAAGGAGUUCAUUGCUAAAGCCAGUAAAUGUGGAGCCUUUAAGAACUGAAGCUGCUGGGGUGUGAGUGCGUGCUCUGGGCACUGUUGGUGAUGUGUCCAGCUUGUGGUGUACAGGCAAUGUAAUUCUGCAGGUAAAACCCAUCUGGUGGUUUUUGUCACAUCUGAGACACAGUUCUCUGUAGGAAUUUAUGAAGGAUAUAUGGCUUUUCCUGAGCCCAUUUUAAAAACUCGUUUCCAGAUACAUAUACUUUAAAUGUAACCUUUCUUACAUGAGCUGGAACAUUGAGAAAAAUCUGAAAGUUUGGCUGCUUUUGUUUUGGGUUAGAGGCACUAUGGAAUUUAGAAACAGGAAGUUGGUGACAGCUCUCCUGGGUUAUGCAUCACACCCCUUUGAUGCCAGGAUUGUUUGUGAAUUGUGAGGUGACCAUAGAGGUCCUACCAUGAGUUACUGAUGCUGACCCUUGGGCUUGGUGAAGUGCUCCAUCAGCUGCCAUCUAGUAACUUCCUGUGAGGGAGAAGUUAGAAGCAUUCAAGGCUUUUGUUCAUGUGCUUUUGCUAUUGAUGACUUUUUAACUUUAAGAGAUGUAUCAAAAUAAUAUUCCCUUUAACAUGAGUUAAACCUACUGAAAUAAGUAAUCAUUUCUAUGCCAAGAUUUCUCAAGAUUUAAGUAAUCAAGUAAUUUAAGUAAUUUAUAACUGCACAAAAAGUUGAUAAUGAAGGAAACUGGAUACAGGUGAAUAUUUUAUAAUUAGAAUCUCCAUUAUUUAUCCGAUGUUGUUUCUGUUUCAUUAAAAUUGAUAUUUAGAACUAAUAUUUAAAUUACUCCUUCACUUUUUCCCUUAUAAAUGGUAAUUCAUAAGAGGAAAAACAAUGACAUAUAUAGUAUACUCUUGCCUUUCUAUUAUGGAUGCUCAAUCAUCAGGUCUGCUACAUUGUGACUUGAAGAAAUGGUCCUUGAAAACAACUUCCUUACACAACUUAAUGGAAUUUGCUUUAUCUGCUUUAUCUAGGCCAAACUCCAUCACAAACUUACUUAUUCAAAACUUUACCACCUUCCACUUUUAUUUUUUUCUCUUUUUUGUAUUAGGUGUACUCUGGUAAAAUUUAAUGUUGAAAGAGAGCUGGAAAAUCAUGGUUUUCCCAAAAAGGUCUUAUUUAAAAGAGUUGCUCUUUUGGUCUGGUUAUGAAAUGUGACUGCAAUUUAAGAGUGUUCACCUUUUAGUUUUAUCAUGUGUCCACUGAACUUGUUUUAGGAACAAAGCUUUGUCCUAUUCUCCGGUUCAUGAACUCAUUUCCAUUUGUGAGAGCUCCCUUAAUAUAUUUUAUUUCCUGCUUAGAAGUGCCCCUUCUGCACUUAGCGCCUGAAUGUUCUCAGGGUCACAUUAACAACAGGGGAGAAGGUACUCUGUAGCUACUCUUGUAGCAACUGUUUUUUUAGGGGUGGGGAGGGAAUGAGGCCCCAAAGAUAGGAAUUGUUGAUAGGCAAAAUAACUGCAAACCUGAAGUCCCAGCCUUGUACUCCCUUUUCUUGACUGUAUCACAAGUGACUGAAGCCCAGCGAAUUAUUAGAAUUAGCUCUGCAACAUGAUAGUUAUUCUUACUAGGAUGGUGAAUGCACAUUAAUUUGAUAAUAAUAGGUAGUGUUUGUCAUAGUCACUGUCCUGUAGGUUUAUGAUCUGAACAAAAUGAGAACUUCAGUAUGUUUACUCUUGCUUACUUGGAAAAAACUUCAAAAGCACAAAUUAAAGUAGCAAGAUCCAUAUCCAGAUAGUUCAUUCACUCAAAAAAUAUUGAGUUCCUAAUAUAGGUGAAGAACCACUUCUCAGAUUACUGAGUAAUUUGUGUAUGGUAGUGAAGAGACUAAGUUCUUCAAAAAGUACUUUUUUAAAAAACAUGCACUGUCUUAUUUUUCUACUUGGUUUUGUUGCUAAUCAUAGCAGGAGAUUAAAACUGUUCUUUAAUUUUUUUUAUCUGAUGUAAUAAUGGAAACCAAAGUAUUCACAUUUCUUAAAAUAACCCUGAAUGUACUCUUGAGCUUCUUACUGGAACAAUGUUUGAUACUCUUGUAUAUACGGUGUAUUUAUGUAAUGUUUAGAAUGACAUGUUAAUAAAGUAAACCAUUAAGGCAGGCA
Molecule: messenger RNA, 4151 nt
Organism: Heterocephalus glaber (naked mole-rat)
Lineage: Eukaryota; Metazoa; Chordata; Mammalia; Rodentia; Bathyergidae
Gene: Rcbtb1
Product: RCC1 and BTB domain containing protein 1
Molecular function (GO): protein binding
Source: RefSeq, a predicted model, not a curated record